Tarenaya hassleriana is the source of this 2690-nucleotide messenger RNA. RefSeq names its product quinolinate synthase, chloroplastic. The record is from RefSeq and is a predicted model, not a curated record. Gene Ontology annotation, cellular component: chloroplast. Bases 228 to 2411 code for a protein of 727 amino acids. Gene Ontology annotation, biological process: 'de novo' NAD+ biosynthetic process from L-aspartate. Lineage: Eukaryota; Viridiplantae; Streptophyta; Magnoliopsida; Brassicales; Cleomaceae. The transcript has 7 exons. Gene Ontology annotation, molecular function: quinolinate synthetase A activity; 4 iron, 4 sulfur cluster binding.
CACACACACAAAAAGCGCAUGCCACCACAUCAAUUCACGCUUCCAUAUGAGCACUGCCUCUGUCCUUUCAGCAUCCCAUUCCUCCCUGUCUCUCUCUCUCUCUGCCCGGAGCAUCUGAUCAUCUCUUUUCGACCACCACCGUCGAAAUUCUCCACCUUUAGCCCAACCUUACCUCGUUUCAAGGCUAUACUUCUCUCUCCGGAACCAGGUCCUUCAGAGCUUUGUCAAUGGAGUUGGCACUCUCCUUGAAAGCGGCGGAUGCUGCUAUUUCUCCUUCUUCCUCCUUUUCCCUCUACUGGAACCCUAAUCCCAGCCUAACCCGUCUGAGGAGCAAAAUCUCUGUUUCGCCUUGUUUUAGACCCUUCCAAUGCGUUCGUUCUUCAUCUCCCGAUCAUGGUCUGGUUUCCUCUGUAAAACCCACCUCGCGAGACCCUAUUACGUCUCCGUUCUCGUGCUCGGCCGUGGCUUCUUCGUCUUCGGAGACCACUUGUCUCGUGCUUCAUAGGCUUCAGAGGUUGGUCGCGGAAUUCCAGUCCUUAAUGGAGCCAGUGGAUCGGGUCAAGUGGAUUCUCCACCAUGGGAGUCUCAUCCCUCCGAUGCCCGAGUCGUCUCGGACCAAGGCGAACCGAGUCAUGGGUUGCAUGGCCCGAGUCUGGCUGGACGCCGAGCUGGAUCAAGAUGGGAAGAUGCGGUUUUGGGUGGACAGCGACUCCGACAUAACGAAGGGUUUGUGCUCGUGUCUGAUUCAGGUGGUGGACUCGGCGUCGCCCGAGGAAGUGAUGGGGCUGAAGACGGAGGAUUUGGCGGCGCUCAAUGUUGGGUUGUUGGGUACAGGGGAGAGGUCGAGGGUGAACACGUGGCACAAUGUCCUGGUGAGCAUGCAGAAACGGACGCGACGGCUCGUGGCGGAACGUGAAGGACAAGCGCCGGCGUUCGAGCCGUUCCCGUCGCUGGUUGUGACGGCUGAUGGGAUUGAGGCUAAAGGAAGCUAUGCUGAAGCUCAGGCAAAGUUUUUGUCUCCAAACGAGACUAGGGUUCAAGAACUUGUCAAUGUGCUGAAGGAGAAGAAGAUUGGAGUUGUAGCCCAUUUCUAUAUGGAUCCUGAAGUGCAAGGGGUCUUGACCGCCGCACAAAAAUAUUGGCCUCACAUUCACAUAUCCGAUUCUCUGGUCAUGGCGGAUACAGCUGUCAAUAUGGCGAAAGCUGGAUGUGAGUUCAUAACUGUUCUGGGUGUCGAUUUUAUGUCUGAGAAUGUUCGUGCCAUUCUUGAUCAAGCCGGGUUUGGAAAGGUUGGCGUAUACAGGUUGUCCGAUGAACGUAUAGGGUGUUCACUGGCCGAUGCUGCUUCUGCUCCUUCUUACUUGAAUUAUCUCGAAGAUGCUUCUUCCUCUUCUCCUUCACUGCAUGUCAUCUAUAUUAAUACAUCUCUAGAGACGAAAGCCUUCACCCACGAGCUUGUUCCUACAAUUACUUGCACUUCCUCUAAUGUCGUUCAGACGAUUCUGCAGGCAUUUGCACAGAUCCCGGAGUUAAAUGUUUGGUAUGGACCUGACUCUUACAUGGGAGCAAAUCUCGUAGAGCUUUUACAGCAGAUGACAUUGAUGACCGAUGAAGAAAUCGCCAGUAUUCACCCGAAACACAACAGAGAUUCCAUUACAUCAUUGCUGCCCCGUCUGCACUAUUUCCAGGAAGGGACGUGUAUUGUACAUCAUCUCUUUGGCCACGAGGUUGUCGAGAGAAUAAAACAAAUGUACUGUGAUGCCUUUCUUACAGCACACCUUGAGGUUCCGGGUGAAAUGUUUUCGCUGGCAAUGGAAGCAAAGAGAAGAGGGAUGGGAGUGGUCGGCUCCACACAAAACAUACUUGAUUUCAUCAGGCAGAGGGUUCAAGAAGCAUUGGACCGAAAUACCGAUGACCAUCUCCAAUUCGUUCUGGGAACAGAGUCGGGAAUGGUGACAUCGAUUGUUUCAACGGUUAGAAAUCUGCUAAGCUCUGCUCAAUCAAAAGUGAAAGUAGAAGUAGUCUUUCCGGUUUCAUCAGACUCGAUGACUAAAACAUCAGCCAGUUCUUCCGAGAGUCCGGAUUCCAUCAAAGUCGGCGAUGUGAUACUACCGGUUGUACCGGGAGUAACGAGUGGUGAGGGCUGCUCUAUUCACGGCGGUUGUGCUUCUUGCCCGUAUAUGAAGAUGAAUUCUCUGAACUCGCUCUUGAAAGUGUGCCAUAAUCUACCCGACGAGGAGAACACGCUCGGGCCAUUCAAGGCCGAGAGGUUUAAACUACAAACUCCUCAAGGGAAACUGAUUGCAGAUGUUGGGUGUGAGCCAAUUCUUCACAUGAGACACUUCCAGGCAAACAAGGAACUGUCCGAUGACCUCGUUCAUCAGAUACUCGGUUCUUGGGACAGGAGGUGACUCGGGUUGAGCCAAGACAGUUAGGUUACUGUCAUCUUUCUUACAAACUUCCUAAAAGGAAGCAGUGACACUGUCUCUCUGUCUUCCUAUUAUACAUCCUAUGUUUCACCGUCGGUUCGGUUAUCGGUUUAUCGUCAUACCGUGAGGUAGAACAGCGUUACGGGCACCGCAAAAUGUGGACCAACGUAUAAUACGGCAAUGUAACAAAGCAACGUUCUUGCCGAGGACAUCUAACCUUGGAAUGGUGAAACGUUUCAAUAACUGUAUUUUGCAUGUUUA